This is a messenger RNA of Colletotrichum phormii, 600 nucleotides long. RefSeq lists its product as uncharacterized. The record is from RefSeq and is a predicted model, not a curated record. Lineage: Eukaryota; Fungi; Ascomycota; Sordariomycetes; Glomerellales; Glomerellaceae. The transcript has a single exon. The coding region runs from base 1 to 600 and encodes 199 amino acids.
AUGUCACCUCACGAUCCCUCUCUUUCAGUAGAGCAGGCAUCGGACGAGAUAGUCCGCAUUGAACGUGACAGAGCAAGUUCGAUCGCAUCCAAGCCUCCCAUCAGCUCUCCGGCCUACGAGCCCAACUUCGAGAGGGUGGAGGCUAUUGUUUGCCCCAACUGCCCUGUUCACGGACGGCACUCUACGGGAUCCGUUCCGGGGUCUACUUUGACGUCUUCGGAACAUAGACUGUCUCCAGGUCUGAUAUCGGGUCGAUCCGCGUCGUCCCCGGCGGCACCACAUGUUACUGAAUGCGCUGUUGCCGCAUCGGACAGCAAAGUAGACAGCGAUCUUGAGUUCUCCGCCACCACAUUCCCCAAAGUCAGCGACGCAACCUCCUUGGCCGAGACGAUUGAGACGAUAUCAAGUUCCGGCCGAUCGCCAUCUACACCACUGUUCGAACCCAAGACUCCACGUGCCAUGGUCAUCAUUCGUGACGUUGAGUCUUUCGGCGUUGGGGGGAAGGGUUUCUCGGACUUGUCGGGUGAUUUUUCCGAUUUGAUUUGCACCGAUAGAAAUGUCGGCCCAACAGCAGAUGGGCCGCAAGUCGUAGCAGCAUAG